Suillus plorans is the source of this 827-nucleotide messenger RNA. RefSeq lists its product as uncharacterized. The transcript is spliced from 5 exons. The coding region runs from base 256 to 699 and encodes 147 amino acids. NCBI's taxonomy places the organism in Eukaryota, Fungi, Basidiomycota, Agaricomycetes, Boletales, Suillaceae. The record is from RefSeq and is a predicted model, not a curated record.
AUGACCAUGCUAAUGCAACGCUACAGAGCAAUCGAAUGAGUGAUGCGUGCACACCCUAAUAUAGAUUUAUAGAGUGCGAGAGUACCAUCUAAGCGAUUAUCAUACCGUAACGAUCCAGUUACUACUCCUCUUCAUCCUCGUCACUGGCAUUCUCGCGCUCAUCUUCGUCGACAUCAAGCUCGUCACCUGCAGUGCCCUCCGCAACUACCGGUUUAGGUAACGGCGCUUCCAACUUACCUCGUUCCGGUUUUAACCAUGCUCUCUCCUCUGCCAUGUAUUGGGCACUGCUUCUGUUCCCGGCGAGUCGACGCGAGACAGUCAUGUGGUCAACAACCACUGGCUUCCCAGUUUCUGCUCGAUACUUCUCCUGAACUUCUCGACAGAUUGCACGGAGGCUUUUUUGAUGGCAAUCUCUUGCUCUUGCUUAGCAAGUUGUUUAUUAGCUCUUAUAAUGUGGACGUAGUACAUUCUCGAAGCGCAGAGGCCACAGCUGCUUGCAUGGCGAGCCGGUUGCUCAUUCUAUCCGCUUCCACUGCUCUUAUCAUUCCAUCAAUCGAGCGCAUAGGUGUUGCGUGGACGAACAUCAUCGCGGCUGUCCUUGCGGUCAUUGGACAAGGGAUCAUUUUCUUGACAAUUCGUUAUGGUGAUCGUAUGAGGGCCAGCAUAGAUGUUGGUUUCUCGACCAUGGAGAACAACUGACGGAUUCAUCUUUGUUUAUCUGAAGGGAGGCAUUAUGUGUUAUAAUCAAUCUAUGUGGAACAAUAUACUCGUCACGAUUGCCAAUAGGCUGGUCCUUCAUAACGGCUCAGAGCUACCUUGUGCGAAGU